AUGGAGAUCCAACACAGAGCUGAGCUCUGUUUCCCACAUCUUCUUAACAUCUCCUGCAGGAAGCCAGUGCUUCACUGGUCUGAAGUGGUCUUCAGAAAUGCUGUGCUGUCUUUCAUCUCAUUUGUUACUGUUGUGCUCAACCUGCUCAUCAUCAUUUCAAUCUCCCAUUUCAGGCAGCUCCACACACCUACUAACAUCCUCCUCCUCUCUCUGGCUGUGUCAGACUUUCUUGUCGGUCUGCUGCUGAUGCCGUUAGAAAUGUACAGAAACACAGCCUGCUGGUUUCUCGGAGAUAUUAUGUGUGUUUUGUAUUGUUACCUAGUUACUCACGUAGUCUGUGCUUCGAUUGGGAACAUUAUUCUUAUUUCUGUAGAUCGUUAUAUUGCUAUAUGUGACCCUCUGCAUUACACCACGAGAAUCUCUACAGCAAAGGCUAAAUGCCUUGUGUGUUUAUGUUGGCUGUGGUAUGCUCUCUACAGCAUGUUCUAUCUAAAAGAUGAGCUAAUAGAACCAGGAAGAAGCAAUUCUUGUACAGGCGAGUGCACACUUAUCAUCAAUUAUGUUAUAGGAACUCUUGAUCUUAUCUUAAGUUUUAUAUUUCCAGUUACUAUCAUCAUAGUACUCUAUGUGAAAGUAUUUGUAGUGGCUGUGUCUCAGGCUCGUGCUAUACGUUCUCACAUUACAGUCUCCACACUCCAGUAUGCAGUGCCUUUAAUAGCAAAAUCUGAUUUAAAAGCAGCCAGGACUCUUGGCCUUCUCAUUGUUGUAUAUCUUGUGUGUUUUUGUCCAUAUUACUGUUACUCUCUUAUUGAGGUUAAUUUUAGCAGUACACAUGCAACAUUUGUUAUUUUUCUUUUUUAUAUUAAUUCUUGUCUAAACCCUUUAAUCUAUGCACUGUUUUACCCCUGGUUCCGAAAAGCAAUCAGCCAUAUUGUUACUUUACAGAUACUGCAGCCGGGCUCUUGUGAGGAAUUACUCUAAUGCAGUCUCAGAAUUCCAGAAUCCAUUGAUAAAAAUAGUGAAAUGAUGCUUGCAUUUUAUUAUAUGCCAUACAUGUACAUUUGACAUUUUUAUAUUAAAAUGAUCAGGGUUGAAGGAUUUUCUGUAUUAUGUCUUUUAGGUAUUUUUCUUCUUAUAGACAAGUUAAUAAGCCAGAAGUACAGGGUUGCCAUUUUUGUUGAUUUCUACUAUGAAUGACUGGGAACGUCAGGAAGAGCACUCAGUGGCAUGCGUGAGGGAGAGUUGAAGAUCUAAGAGCUUGCAAUCAAAGUUGUUUCUGAAGGCAGCAACUCUGUAUUGGGUAAAAAAAAAUAUGUAAUAAAAGAUUA
This is a messenger RNA of Cyprinodon tularosa, 1328 nucleotides long. Its product is annotated as trace amine-associated receptor 13c-like. Gene Ontology annotation, cellular component: membrane. Bases 1 to 981 code for a protein of 326 amino acids. Lineage: Eukaryota; Metazoa; Chordata; Actinopteri; Cyprinodontiformes; Cyprinodontidae. Gene Ontology annotation, molecular function: trace-amine receptor activity. The record is from RefSeq and is a predicted model, not a curated record. The transcript is spliced from 2 exons. Gene Ontology annotation, biological process: G protein-coupled receptor signaling pathway.